Messenger RNA from Schizophyllum commune H4-8, 2676 nucleotides. Its product is annotated as 6-phosphofructokinase. Gene Ontology annotation, cellular component: cytoplasm; mitochondrion; 6-phosphofructokinase complex. Gene Ontology annotation, molecular function: 6-phosphofructokinase activity; fructose-6-phosphate binding; monosaccharide binding. NCBI's taxonomy places the organism in Eukaryota, Fungi, Basidiomycota, Agaricomycetes, Agaricales, Schizophyllaceae. The transcript is spliced from 11 exons. The record is from RefSeq and is a predicted model, not a curated record. Bases 67 to 2517 code for a protein of 816 amino acids. Gene Ontology annotation, biological process: fructose 1,6-bisphosphate metabolic process; canonical glycolysis; fructose 6-phosphate metabolic process.
ACGUCGGACGGAGGACGCGGAUCCACCUCGACAAACUCCUUGCUUUCCUCCACCAUCACCACCACCAUGAAGAUCGCGGUCCUCACGUCGGGCGGCGACAGCGCCGGCAUGAACGCCGUCGUCCGCGCCAUCGUCAAGGCUGGCAUCCUCAGGGGAUGCGAGACAUGGAUCGUGCGCGAGGGGUACGAGGGCCUCGUGCGCGGAAACACGGAGUACGAAGAGCUGCACGGCAACACAUGCUACGAGAGCCCGGCGCCGAAGCUGCCAGUGCUGCCCGACAUUCCCGCGGACAGCAAGAUCUUGGCCAAUCUUCGCUUUGGAGAUGGGCCCUUGUUGCGGGAUGGGACGGCCGACUUGGCUAGCGGGCGAACGCUGAAGGGUAGAUACAUCGUCCGCGCGGGAUGGGAUGAUGUGCGCGGAUGGUUUGCAGAGGGCGGCACUCUGGCCGGAACGGCGCGAUCACAGACAUUCCGCACGCCUGAAGGUCGUCUUCAAGCUGCCUACAACUUGAUCAAAGAGGGAAUUGACGCCCUUGCCGUUUGCGGUGGAGAUGGCUCUCUCACCGGCGCGGACGUCUUCCGCUCCGAAUGGCCCUCUCUCGUCGCCGACCUUCGCUCGCAAGGCAGAAUCACGGAGGAACAGGCCAUCAAGCAUGGACACCUCAAGAUCGUCGGUCUCGUUGGGUCUAUCGACAACGACAUGUCCUUGACGGACUUGACUAUUGGCGCGCCUACGGCUCUGGCGCGCAUUUGCGAGGCUAUCGACAACAUCAACUCGACGGCUGCUAGCCACUCGCGCGCCUUCGUGCUCGAGGUUAUGGGCAGACAUUGCGGCUGGCUUGCCCUGCAGGCGGCUUUGAGCGGAGGCGCCGACUUCCUCUUCAUUCCCGAGCGGCCACCUACAGUCAAUCCUUGGGAGGAUGAGAUGUGCGAAGCUAUCAAGCGUCACCGCGAGAUCGGCAAGCGCAAGACCAUCGUCAUCGUCGCGGAGGGCGCUCACGAUUCCGAUCUGAACCCCAUCAAGGCCGAGUACGUGAAGGACGUCCUCACUGAGCGCCUUGGUCUCGACACCCGUGUCACGACCCUCGGGCACACUCAGCGUGGCGGCAAGCCGGUCGCAUUCGACCGUAUUCUACCCACAUUGCAAGGCGUAGAGGCCGUCGAGGCGCUUUUGGAGGCGAACCCGAACACCCCGUCCUACAUGAUCGGCAUCCAGGAGAACAAGAUCACGCGCGUUCCGCUCAUGGAGGCGGUUGCGAUGACUCGCGCAGUGGCGGACGCUAUCAAGGUCAAGGACUUUGAGAAGGCGAUGUCCUACCGUGAUCCGGAGUUCUGCGACAACCUUGACGGUUUUCAUACCGUGUCCGAGUUGUUCAAGGAGAAGCGUUUGCCGCCUGAGAAGCGGAUGCGUAUAGCUAUCAUGCACAUGGGUGCUCCCGCUGGUGGCAUGAACGCGGCAACGCGUACCGCCGUUCGCUACUGUUUGAGACAAGGGCACACCCCUAUCGGCAUCCACAACGGCUUCCCGGGUCUGCUCGACGAUGAUCUGCUCGAAUUAUCGUGGCUCGGCGUCGACAACUGGGUGUCUCGUGGCGGCUCCGAGCUGGGCACGAACCGCAAGCUGCCCGACAUGGACAUCGGCGCCGUCGCGUCCAAAUUUCAGGAGUAUGGCUUCGACGCGUUCAUGAUGAUCGGCGGCUUCGAGGCCUUCUCUGCGCUGCUUAUCCUCGACACGAACCGCAAGCACUACCCGGCGUUCAACAUCCCCAUGGUUCAUCUGCCCGCGACGAUCAGCAACAACGUGCCGAUGACGGAGCACAGUCUGGGCAGCGACACGAGUUUGAACGCGCUCGUGGAUGCGUGCGAUGCCAUCAAGCAAAGCGCAAGCGCGAGUCGCAACCGUGUGUUCGUUGUGGAGACGCAGGGUGGCAGAUGCGGGUAUAUCGCGACGGCGGGUGCGCUGGCGACCGGUGCAUCCCUUGUCUACACGCCCGAGGUUGGCAUUGGCCUUGAUACUCUGCGCCGGGAUGUGCGUUACCUCAAGGCGCGCUACGCGCUCGAUGAGAAAGGCAAGAGCGAGGGUCGCAUCGUCAUCCGCAACGAGAUCUCGUCCGAAGUCUACACUACGGACGUCAUCACGCGCAUGCUAAAGGAGGAGGGCGGCAAGCUUUUCGACUCGCGCUCCGCGUCGCUCGGGCACACGCUCCAGGGUGGCGUGCCCUCGCCAAUGGACCGCUCGCGUGCGGUGCGCCUCUCGCUGAAGUCGAUGGCGUUCCUCGAGCGGUACCAUGAGUUGUUGAGGCAUACGCCGAGGCAGCUCCGCCACGCGCCGGAGGAGAGCGCGGCGGUAAUCACGAUCCAGUCGAGCUCGAUCAAGUGGGUGCCGGCGCAGGAGAUGCUGCUGCACGCGGAUAUGCACAACCGGAGGGGGAAGACGGCGUGGUGGACGGGGCUGAAGGACCUGGCGGAGGCGCUGGCCGGUCGCCCGGAGUUCGUGAAGGUCAAGUUGCCCGAGUAAUGGCGCGGUUUGGACGAGGCGAAGGAACUUUGAAGGAAUUGAAAAAGUGUAACAACAUCUGCUUAGAAUUUAGAGUGUAGAGUAUUGUACUUGAACUGCUUGUUCUAGUAGCUCAGGAGUAUGCCAACGAUGCCCCUUUUUCUGCAAACGAAGCAAUCG